Penicillium manginii is the source of this 1068-nucleotide messenger RNA. RefSeq names its product NAD(P)-dependent alcohol dehydrogenase. Lineage: Eukaryota; Fungi; Ascomycota; Eurotiomycetes; Eurotiales; Aspergillaceae. The coding region runs from base 1 to 1068 and encodes 355 amino acids. The transcript has 2 exons. The record is from RefSeq and is a predicted model, not a curated record. Gene Ontology annotation, molecular function: oxidoreductase activity.
AUGCCAUCAAAUACCCAAGUCCCGAUCGUCCCGCCGACCAUGCGCGCUUGGGUGCGCUCGCGACGCGGGCCAGCGAACACAACGCUCAAGCUAGUUUCAGACCAUCCCACGCCCGCGAUACCCGCAGCCUCAUCAUCCGACGUCCUGAUACGCGUGUCGCAUGUGUCAUUGCAGUUCAGUACUGAAAUGACGAUGAAGAUACUGCCAAGCCUGCCCUUCAACAGUCCAUGGGUGCCGGAGAUUGAGCUUUCUGGUGAGGUGGUGGCGGCUGGUGAUGACGCGCCGGCAGAGAUGCGCAAUGCGGGCUCGCAUGUCGUCGCGUUUGAGAGUGUUCCUAGCGCCAUAUUCAUGGGCAGGGGCGUUCUGGCGGAAUACGUGCGAAUACCCGCUUGCCAAGUCGCACACAUCGACGCCGGUGUUGAUAUGGCAUCGGCCUCGGGGAUUAGCGGGUCCGGCAGCGUCGCGCUCAGGAUGAUCCGUACAGCCGGUGUGCGCGAGGGUCACUCCGUGCUCGUCAAUGGGGCUAGUGGAUCGGUCGGUUCGUUGCUUGUGCAGCUGUGCAAGUUGCGUGGUGCAAAGGUGGUCGGUAUAGCCAGUGGGGGUAACGAGUCCCUGGUUCGUGACCUGGGCGUAGAUGAGUUCAUUGACUAUCGUAGGCAUGAUAAUCUGCCGGCUUAUUUAGCGCAUCAAUAUGGUGAUAGGCCGUUUGACUUCUUGCUCGACUGUGUCGGCACGCAGGCGCUUUUUGUGAAUUCGCCAGCUUACCUUGAGGUAGACGGAGCCGUGAUCAAUAUCGGCGUGUUCGAGGGUGUGUUUGCGUCGGCUCGCAAUGCAUUGUUUAAUAAAUGGCUGCCGACAUGGCUUGGGGGCGUUCCUCGUCGUUAUAUCAUUUUCAGCACACCACCCGCGUGCGAUGAUGUGAUAUACCUGGCUCGUCUUGUUGAGGAGGGUCAAUUGCGUAUUCCUGUCGACUCCGUAUUCAAUAUGGAGGACGCUGUAGGUGCUUACGAACGCAUCGCCACCAAGCGUGCGCGUGGCAAGGUUGUGGUCAAAAUACACGGCGGCUAG